GGUUUUCCUUUCGCUCAUUUCCCGUUCGCGGUUCGUUCGGUUCGGUCGCAUCUUUCCGCAGCUACCUGUCUGUCCGUAUUUUUUUCGAUCCGAUCGCUGUGUCCAGAAAGGGGGAUUUGGUAAUAGGUUGUGGUAGAGAGGGACGUCGUUGUGGUCCGGCGUGUCAAUGGAAACUAGUGAUUCCCGUUCUAGUGCAGUCCCUUCUAAGUGGAUUAGUCGCGUCAUCAUCACAGUCAGUCUUCGGUUCAAUAUAUAGUUUUAGGUGCUUUGCAUUCCCGAUCGAACCACAAGAUUGAUUACGUUGUGGACAGCAGCAGAACCAGGAAGCAGCUGAAGUGGGUAAUUAAGGAAACGUAAAACCUUUCCCCAUCUUCCCCAUUCCAUCAGGUGGAACCGAACAAGGAUUACGUCUGGAGCACUGAGAUGAAGGUAUGAGGCUAUAGUUUAAUUAUUACUCGGAAACAUAUUCAGCGAAUGGGAUGGCACAAAGCGAGCAGCAGUUUUUGAAAGGCGAAAGUCAACGGAAUACGCCAACCGUCAAAACGGCGCAGCCAGCAUGGAUGCGGUUCGUUUCCGAGAACAAGCUGAUCCUGGUGACCCUGAGUGGAGUGCUGUUGGGCGUUGUACUAGGAUUCACACUCCGCCCGCUAGAGCUAUCCGAAGACACCAUCAUGCUGAUUGCCUAUCCGGGCGAGCUGUUCAUGCGGGUGCUGAAACUGAUGAUCCUUCCGCUGGUGAUUGCCAGCCUGAUUAGCGGUUCUUCCAGUCUGAACGCCAAACUGAACGGAAAGAUUGCCCUGCGGACGUUUGCCUACUUUGCCCUGACGUCGCUGCUGAACGCCAUUCUGGGCACCACGUUGGUCCUGCUGAUUCAUCCAGGGGAUCCGCGGAUGCACGAAGCCAUGGUGGAGUAUUCGGUUUCCGGUGGGAAAACCGUCUCGUUGAUGGACAGCAUUUUGGAUUUGGGACGAAACAUCUUCCCCGACAACAUAUUCCAGGCGGCUCUCCAGCAGGCUCACACGGUUUACGUUCCGCGUUCGAAUGCCAUCAACGGUAGUGUGCUUCCGGUGGUAAAUGCUAAGCCAACUGCUCACAACACUUUCUCCUGGGAUGACGAGGACGAACUGAUUCGGAUUGUGGAGUACAGGCCGGGUACCAACACCCUUGGGAUUGUAUUUUUCUGCUUGGUUUUUGGCACGCUUUUGGGAACGAUUGGCAGCAAGGGGUAUGUGGUGAUUCAGUUCUUCGGAGCGAUUUUCGACGUCAUCAUGAAGAUGGUCACGGGUGUGAUGUGGUUGACUCCGAUUGGGGUUGGAAGCGUCAUCGCGGGUAAGAUUUUGGCUGUGAGUGAUAUCAGCUUGGUGAUGACCCAACUGGCUUGGUUUAUCUUUACGGUGUUGUUCGGAGUGCUCCUGUAUCAGUGGGUCAUUGUGCAGUUCAUAUACUUCAUGUUUCUGAAGAAGAACCCCUUCAAGUUGUACGUAUCGCUGAUUCAACCGAUGCUUACUGCGUUUGCCACGGCCUCAACUGCUGCGGCCCUUCCGUUGACCUUCCGGUGCAUGGAGGAUAAGGUGAAAAUCGACACCCGAAUCACACGGUUUGUGCUUCCGAUUGGCGCCAACAUCAAUAUGGACGGCACUGCGCUGUUCAUUUCGAUUGCAUCGAUUUUUAUUGCUCAAAUGAGUAGCAUGGAGUUGAACUUCGGGCAAAUUUUGACCGUUGUGCUGACGUCGACGGCGGCCUCGAUGAGCUCGGCCAGCAUUCCGAGUGCGGCACUGGUGCUACUGCUGGUGGUACUAACGGCGAUCGACGCUCCGAUGCACAACGUGACGCUGCUGUUUGCCGUGGAUUGGUGUGUAGACCGCAUUCGUACGACCAACAACUUCCUCGGCGAUUGCUACUGUGCCGCCAUCGUGGAGCACCUGUCCAAGAAGGAGCUCAAACUUACGGAUUCCGACCGGCCACAAUCUUACCGUGAGGACGACGAGCUCACCCUGGACGGGGAGGGCAAGAUCCCCUCCAGAUCGACCAUCGAAGUUUGAAUCGCUCGGCCCCAAAAAACCAAAGAAUGAUAUUUUUACUGAGUGGUGUGGAUUGAGAUUUUGAAGAACGGAACAGUUUUGGAAGAUUUUGAAGACAUUGACGAAUUUGACGGUUCACUGUGAACAUCCAUGGGGACCAACUCUUACCUAAAAGAACAUACAUUAAGAUAUUUGAAACCAGUUCCGCGUAGCGAUACUGCUGCGAUGCACCCGUUGACAGUAGUUAAAUGUAGAGCAUCUCCACCGUAGAGUAGCAGCGCAGACUACGCUGACUAGGGGGCAGCAAAUGUGAUAUUAAAUACUUGUCUAAUAGCAAUUUAUGUAACCAUCGAGAACAACUAUCAACAAUAAUAGCUAAUAGAAUUGAGGAA
Aedes aegypti (yellow fever mosquito) is the source of this 2413-nucleotide messenger RNA. RefSeq names its product excitatory amino acid transporter (gene Eaat2). The transcript has 6 exons. Gene Ontology annotation, cellular component: plasma membrane. Gene Ontology annotation, biological process: L-glutamate transmembrane transport. Gene Ontology annotation, molecular function: L-glutamate transmembrane transporter activity; glutamate:sodium symporter activity; neutral L-amino acid transmembrane transporter activity. Bases 480 to 2042 code for a protein of 520 amino acids. The record is from RefSeq and is a predicted model, not a curated record. Lineage: Eukaryota; Metazoa; Arthropoda; Insecta; Diptera; Culicidae.